Trichoderma asperellum CBS 433.97 is the source of this 1070-nucleotide messenger RNA. RefSeq lists its product as uncharacterized. Lineage: Eukaryota; Fungi; Ascomycota; Sordariomycetes; Hypocreales; Hypocreaceae. Gene Ontology annotation, cellular component: mitochondrion; mitochondrial intermembrane space. The record is from RefSeq and is a predicted model, not a curated record.
GCCUUCUAGAUCCUCACGUCACUCCAUCAACGCCUCCGAGCUUUGCGAUUCCAGCAGUGACACCUUGCGACGAGCACAGCCCGCAUAGCCGCGUCACCGCCAGAAGAUCAUCGAUUCUAGUGCUAUUCUCUUCUCUUCCUUUACCCCCCACAUACUGGCGGACAUUUUGUGGAAAGGCGCCGCUCCAACAGCGGGAGCUGUGGGUGGCCCUAAGAAGCCGAAGCCCAUAAUGUCGCAACCUCCCGGAUUGCCUCGCCUUUCGCCCCAGUUUUGCUUUUCAACCGGCACGCUGCGUGAUUUCUUGCGCCUGUCUCGAUCAUCAAUAGACGAUUCCAUUACACAGAAUCUAAAUGCCCUGGUAACGCCAUCUCGGGCGGGCUUCGAUCCCGGAUCGACAUCCACACGGACUCCGAAAUCGUUUGCCGAGCAGAUCAACCCCGAAGCAUGCCAGUCGUUCAAGGAUAAGGUGCUGUUUCCCUCAUGGAAGGCGAGGGCCGAAGUGCUUCGGUAUUGCGGCAUCGUAGCCACCAGCCCGGAUCCAGACGACCCAGAGGCUGCCAUUCUUGAACUGGAGAAGCAGCGCGAUCGCGAGCGGAUUGUCGACGAAAGGCUAGAUCCCUACUCGGGACGGUUCUUCCCCCGAGAAGCUCGUACUCAGUCACUUGCUCUCUUGAUGCGACAGGAACGGGCUGUGGAAAACAUUGUGCGCAGCAGAACUUGGGAUGUCAUACAGGCUAGGUGCGGUGCUUCUGCUCAGACCUGGGAAGACGCCAUGAGCAAAUGGGAGGCAGCACAGAAGCCGGGUCAAAGCGAAGAUGGCCGAUGACCGAGUAAGCCGGACGACAAGAUAUCAAAAGUCACGACGAGGUAACGCCGUCGUCAGGAAACAGCAUAUAUGGCUUUGAAUGUGAAAAUGGACAUGUGGAUACGAAAAGAAAGAUGCCACAACUGUAUAUAACAACUUGUACUAUUAGUGUAGCUGCGCUCUCUCUGUGCAGCCUGAACAUAUAUAUAUCUACCCUUUUCUCUUGUAUUAGUUUUACAGCUAUUGAAUAGUAAGAUUGCUAGAU